Molecule: messenger RNA, 1190 nt
Organism: Acyrthosiphon pisum (pea aphid)
Lineage: Eukaryota; Metazoa; Arthropoda; Insecta; Hemiptera; Aphididae
Exons: 3
Coding region: 193-1134 (313 amino acids)
Molecular function (GO): protein binding
Source: RefSeq, a predicted model, not a curated record
UUUAAUUACCAUGUCCAAAGUUUAUGUAUCGUAUUUCCGGUCACUUGUCAACAAUUUAAUUAAGAACGCUGAUUAGAGCGCCCUUUGUUGGCAGGGAAAACUAGGACACACAGUCAAAUGCCAGUUAGUUGCCCAAACACACUUAUGUACAGUAUAUGCACAUUUUCGGAGUAGCAUGACAAUUUAUUAUUAAUGGCUCAGUUGUUGAAUAUUUCGUUUAAGAAGAACGACCUUUACUCUUCGUGGGGUUUUCAAGUAUGUGGUGGAAGAGACAGUUGGCGACCACUGACCGUGAGAAAUGUCCAAAAUGGCACUUUAGCGUACAACUAUUUAAAUGUCGGUGAUCGUGUCUUAGAGAUCGAUGGAAUAGACUGUUAUUCGUUAACCGAGUCACAGGCAAUUAGUUUCCUCCGAAGGCCGAGUAAUUCGAUUGAACUAUUAAUAUUAAAACGACGGGGUGAAAACGUCGUACCGCCCAAAAGGUCAUCGAGUUGUAAAGCUUUACAACAUUUUGUCUUUCCAAAACAUAAUAGUAUAUCAGAACCUAGUUCUCCGCGCCACCAAAUUAUCAAUAAUAAUGUAGAAAUCUCACCUAAUCCAGAAAACCAAUUGCGUGAACUUGAAGAUUCGGAAGAAACCCUAAAACGAUGUUUUGAAGAUCCUAACAAAGAAUUUGUCUCAUCACCCAUAAAGAAUGACAAUGAGGUAUUACAGUUUUCAAACUUCAAACCUCGAAGGAAUUCGUUUCAAAAAGACAGUGAACCGCCGGUGUGUCUCAGAAGUCGGUCGAGUUCACCUCAGUUCUGGAAAACAAAUGUGGAAACUUCGGUCACUGGACCAUCUAGUGAUUGUAAAAGUUUUUGGAAAAAAUUAGAAAAAUGUUCAAUGGAAGACUUGAGUGCCCGUCGCACUCCAAGUCCAAUAAGACCAGCAAGUGUGGCAUUCUAUCCCAAAACACCCGAACCUCUUCAGUCAAACGCUGAAAUAGUUUCGCCAAAGAAAAAGGUGACUUUCAGCAAUGUAUUGUUGGAGAGAAAUUAUUUGCAAAUGGAUUUACCAGAUUUAUCUCCUGGGUCGAGAGUCGACGAAGAAUUUAAUAAAAUAUACAACAGUUCCCGUCAGGAAGAACAGUAAGUUUUUUUUUCAAAUCAAUAAGACAAUAACUUUAAACAUUAUACCUAAAAUCUAUA